CUCGCUCCCGCCCCGCCUGUGCCGCCGCCGCGGCCGCGGGCGAAGCAACUUCACGAGCGCCCCGGCCGGCCGGACCCCGACGCCUCCCCCGGCCCAGCGCGGAGCCCGCCGAGGCCAUGGACGCGCUGGCCUGGCUGCUGCCCCCGCUCCUGCUGCUCUGCGCGCGCCAGCACCGCGGCGCCAGGCUCUGUGCCUGGAGCCCUGCCUGUGACCAGUGGGCCUGCAUUUCCAGAGCAAUGAAUGACAUUGGGGACUAUGUUGGCUCCAACCUGGAGAUAUCCUGGCUCCCUAACCUGGACGGCCUGAUGGAGGGCUAUGCCCGGAACUUCCGGCCCGGCAUUGGAGGCCCCCCUGUGAAUGUGGCACUCGCCAUCGAGGUGGCCAGUAUCGACCACAUCUCGGAGGUGAACAUGGAGUACACCAUGACGGUGUUUCUGCACCAGAGCUGGCGGGACAGCAGGCUGUCCUACAACCACACCAACGAGACCCUGGGCUUGGACAGCCGCUUCGUGGACAAACUGUGGCUCCCAGACACCUUCAUUGUGAAUGCCAAGUCCGCCUGGUUCCAUGACGUGACGGUGGAGAACAAGCUGAUCCGGCUGCAGCCCGAUGGGGUGAUCCUCUACAGCAUCCGAAUCACCUCCACGGUGGCCUGUGACAUGGACCUGGCCAAGUACCCCAUGGAUGAGCAGGAGUGCAUGCUGCACCUGGAGAGCUAUGGCUAUUCGUCAGAGGAUAUCGUCUACUACUGGUCAGAAAACCAGGAGCAGAUCCACGGUCUGGACAAGCUGCAGCUGGCCCAGUUCACCAUCACCAGCUACCGGUUCACCACAGAGCUGAUGAACUUCAAGUCGGUGCCAUGGUGUGUGGCGGGUCAGGCGAGGGACGUGCUGGGUCCUGACAGGGGCGGUCCCCCUGCAGCCGGCCAGUUCCCCCGGCUCAGCCUGCACUUCCACCUGCGGAGGAACCGGGGCGUCUACAUCAUCCAGUCCUACAUGCCCUCCAUCCUCCUGGUCGCCAUGUCCUGGGUGUCUUUCUGGAUCAGCCAGGCCGCAGUGCCCGCCAGGGUGUCUCUAGGCAUCACCACGGUGCUGACCAUGACCACGCUGAUGGUCAGUGCUCGCUCCUCCCUCCCACGGGCGUCAGCCAUCAAGGCGCUGGAUGUGUACUUCUGGAUCUGCUAUGUCUUUGUGUUUGCCGCACUGGUGGAGUACGCCUUUGCCCACUUCAAUGCUGACUACCGGAAGAAGCAAAAGGCCAAGGUCAAGGUCACAGAGCAGAGGGCCGAGAUGGAUGUGAAGAACGCCAUCGUGCUCUUCUCCCUCUCGGCCGCGGGUGUCACCCAGGAGCUGGCUGUGUCCCGCCGGCAGUGCCGUGUGCCCAGGAACCUCAUGGGCUCCUACAGGUCGGUGGAGGUGGAGACUGGGGAGACCAAGAAGCAGGGUGGGCCACGCUCGGGGGCUCAGGGGGGCCUCCGUGCACUUUUCAAGCCCAUCGACGCGGACACCAUUGACAUCUACGCCCGUGCUGUGUUCCCCGCGGCCUUCGCUGCCGUCAACGUCAUCUACUGGACAGCCUACACCAUGUGAGGCUGGGGCUGGGGCUUCACUUGUCCUGCUGCCCAGAGGCUCUGGGGAGAAAGGCCCCUCGGAUGGGUGUGCCUGCUCCGUGUCUCAAAGUGGGGACGACAACAGACCACAUAGAACAAGAGGGAAGCCUCGGCCUCCCUAAGCCCCUCGCUGUCCCCACCCUCCCGGACACCGCCUGGGCUCUCCCACAUGCCUGCCCUGCAGACACCCCGGCCCAGCUCCUCCUUCCCAGCGCUAGAGCCGCCUGACCCUGAGGUUGGGCCAGGUGGGCGCAGGGCCUUCAGGGGGCUAUGCAUUUGGCUCAGAAAUGGCCCUGAUUCUAGGACUUUGCUCCAUGGGACUGGGAGCAGGAGGAGCCCAGGUGUGGACGGUGCUCAUUGUCUGGUGAAAUGGUGGAGAAGGACGUUCGUGGGCCUUUAGUCCCAGCAUGAAAUAAAAAAAAGCCUUUGGCCGCC
Molecule: messenger RNA, 2044 nt
Organism: Equus caballus (horse)
Lineage: Eukaryota; Metazoa; Chordata; Mammalia; Perissodactyla; Equidae
Gene: GABRD
Product: gamma-aminobutyric acid type A receptor subunit delta
Biological process (GO): regulation of membrane potential; chloride transmembrane transport; chemical synaptic transmission
Cellular component (GO): synapse; GABA-A receptor complex; neuron projection
Molecular function (GO): extracellular ligand-gated monoatomic ion channel activity; neurotransmitter receptor activity; chloride channel activity
Source: RefSeq, a predicted model, not a curated record